Molecule: messenger RNA, 3600 nt
Organism: Dromaius novaehollandiae (emu)
Lineage: Eukaryota; Metazoa; Chordata; Aves; Casuariiformes; Dromaiidae
Gene: CLDN19
Product: claudin 19
Exons: 4
Coding region: 2103-2732 (209 amino acids)
Biological process (GO): cell adhesion; bicellular tight junction assembly
Cellular component (GO): bicellular tight junction; plasma membrane
Molecular function (GO): structural molecule activity
Source: RefSeq, a predicted model, not a curated record
CCGGCCUAGCCGAGUGCGGCGCUGUGAUUUAAUCCAAGCCCGGGGGUCCCACGAGUGCAGCGCUGUGAUUUAUCCGAAUCCGGGGGUCCCAUGAGAGCAGCGCUGUGAUUUAUCCGAAUCCGGGGGUCCCACGAGUGCAGCGCUGUGAUUUAUCCGAAUCCGGGGGUCCCACGAGUGCAGCGCUGUGAUUUAUCCGAGUCGCAGCCCCCCCCCACGGCCGCAACCACGGGGGGCUGCGAGUUUCGGGGACAAGGUGACCUCAGCAGGGACCAAAAGGCAGCGAAUUCGGCGUGGGAUUUCAUUAACUCGCCGCGAGCUUUCCCGGGGAAGGGGCGCAGCUGGGGGGCCCUCGAGCCGGCUGGCCCCCGUUCCUCGCCCCCCCACGCAGGGCGCUGCCCUGCUGCCCACGGGAAGGGCAUCGAGCACCGGGGCCGAACAGGGCCGUAAAUUGUUCCCGGCCGGAGCCGGGGCUGCCCCGACCAUUACCAUAACCAUCCCGAGAAUGCGAGUAGACCGAAUCCUGCAUAAAACCGCCCAAACCGGGCGCCGCGAUAAUACUUGCCUCCCGCGUCCCAUCAUAUAAAAGCCGGACGCGGCAAAGCCCGAACGGGAGGGUUUCGCCUCCGUCCCCCCCCCCGGGAGGUCACCGGGGCCGGUAAUCUCGGCCGGGUGGGACGGGGAGUGUGAGCAGACUGCUAAUGAGGCCCGCGAGUUAAAUAUUGCCAGGGCGCCAGCGAGGACCUUCAGAAAGACCGUUUCCUCCCCCCAAAAAAAACCCGCUUUCCGGGGAGCGCUGGGUUUGCUGCGGGAGGCGGGGGCGGCCCGAGCGACCCCGGCGUCAAUGGGGGUUUUGUGGACGGCGGCGGGUCGGGAUUCCUGCCCGAAUGCCGCCGUGUGCCCCCGCGGCGGAGGCGGAGGUCAGGCCCGGCCUUGUUUUGGGCAGAAAUCCCCCCCUUUUGGCCUGCUGCGAGGUGGCACUGAGUUCCCGCAGGAGCCAUCUCCCCGCGGGGUCCCUCUUCUCCCCCAGGGCCUCCACGGCCCCCCAUCUCCCCAGGGUGCCCAUCUCCCCCCAGAGCCCCCCGCCGUCUCCCCCCAGGGCCUCCAUCUCCCCCCAGGCCCCCGUAUUGCCCAGGGAGCCCAUCUCCCCCGUGCCCUCCAUCUCCCCCAGGCCCUCCCAUCCUCCCUGACCAUCUCCCCCGCCAGCCCUCCAUCCCCCCCCCCGGGACCCCCUUCCCCCCCACCAGCCCUCCAUCUCCCCCAGGCUCCCCAUCCCCCCUGACCCCCAUCUCCCCCAGACCCCCCUUCUCCCGCAGGCCCCCAUCUCCCCGGCCUCCCUCUCCCCCCUCUCCCCCGGCCUCCCUCUCCCCCGCGGGGCCGGGAGGGCGGAGCGGGGCAGGGCGACGCCCUCGGGCCGGGCCGGGCCGGGUCGGGUCGGGCCCCGGGGGGCAGCGCCGAGCCCCGUCGAGCCGAACCGAGCGGAGCUGCGCGGAGCGGAGCCGAACCGAACCGAACCGAACCGAGCGGAGCGGCGUCGAGCGGCACCGAAGCGAGCGGAGCCGAACCGAACCGAACCGAGUCUAGUGGAGCGGAGCGGAGCCGAACCGAGCCGAAGCGGACGGAGCGGAGCCGAACCGAACCGAGCGGAGCCGCGCGGAACCGAACCGAGCCGUAGCCGAGCCGAAGCGGGCGGAGCGGAGCCCAACCGAACCGGCCGGAGCGGAACGGAGCCGAGCCAAGCGGAACCGAACGGAGCGGAGCCGACCUGACCCGAGGCGGAGCAGAGCCGAACCGAGCCGUAGCCGAGCCGAACCGAGCGGAGCGGAGCCGAACCGAGCGGAGCCGCGUGGAGCCGAACCGGAGCCGCGUGGAGCCGAACCGGAGCCGGACCGGGUGGAGCGGAGCCGACCCGAGCCGAACCGAGCGGAGCCCAACCGAACCGGCCGGAGAGGAACCGACCCGAGCGGAGCCGAACCGAGCCGUAGCCGAGCCGAAGCGGGCGGAGCGGAGCCGACCCGAGCGGAGCCGACCCGAGCCGCCGCGAGCGGAGCCGAGUCAAGCCGAAGCCGAGCCUCCCCGAGCGGAGCCGCCCCGAGGCGGCGGCGAUGGGCGGCGGGGCGCUGGAGCUGGCGGGGCUGGCGGCGGCGCUGGGCGGCUGGGCGGGGGCGCUGGCGGCGGCGGCGUUGCCGCAGUGGCGGCAGAGCUCCUACGCGGGCGACGCGAUCAUCACGGCCGUGGGGCUGCACGAGGGGCUGUGGAUGAGCUGCGCCGCGCAGAGCACCGGGCAGCUCCAGUGCCGCCUCCACGACUCGCUGCUCGCCCUCGACGCCCACAUCCAGGCCUCGCGGGCCCUCAUGGUGGUCUCCCUCCUCCUCGGCUUCUUCGGCCUCAUCGUGAGCGUCGUGGGCAUGAAGUGCACCAAGGUGGGCGAGGACGACCCCGUCACCAAGGGCCGCGUCGCCGGCGCCGGCGGCAUCCUCUUCAUCCUCUCCGGUCUCUGCACGCUGGCCGCCGUCUCCUCGUACGCCGCCCGCGUCACCCACGACUUCUUCCACCCCGGCACGCCGGUGAACGCCAGGUACGAGUUCGGCUCGGCGCUCUUCGUGGGCUGGGCGGCCGCCGGCCUCGCCGCCCUCGGCGGCUCCCUGCUCUGCUGCUCCUGCCCCGCCGGGCAGCGGCCCCCGCCGCAGCGCUACCGGCCCUCGCAGCCCUCCACCGCCCGCGAGUACGUCUGACUCCAUCCCUCCAUCCAUCCAUCCCUCCAUCCAUCCCUCCAUCCAUCCGGGGCGGCGGAGAGCCCGACCGUCCCCGGCUUCGGAAAUGUUCGAGCAGGCGGAAAAAGGGACAAACAGCAGCUUGCGUUUAUUUUCCGCCCAGUUCCAAGGUAUCCCGCGGGAUGCAGAGCCUCGGCGGGGGAAAAACCUUUAAAAACUGAUUUUUCUUCUUUUUUUCCCCCUUUCCUGCUGCUUGCAACCCCCCUUCCCGCAAUGGGAUCCCCAGUGAACUCGCCGAGCCCCAAAACGCUGUUUGCCUCCAGCAACAUGACCCGGCCGUCACUAACUACCGGUCCUGCUAUCUCCUAUUUUCCAACCUGAUUUUAUUUCCAGCCUGGUUUUAUUUUCCAGCCCUUUUCUCCCAUUCCUGCAGCCCCCACGGUUUUUUCCCACUGGAGCCGUGGCUGUGCCCAAGGAUCCGCCAGCAUCGCGGCCCCCGAAUCGCCCCCAGGGCUGAUCAAUCCCCUGCGAUCUGCCCAAAAUUGCUUUUUUUUUUGGCUUUUUUAUGUUCACACCCACACGCCGUGAAUAAAUUUUGCCGAUUUGCAUUACACAGGGAUGCGAUUCAGUGGAAAUGCGGGCAACAUCGCCCGGCGCUGCAAGGGAAGCCGCUCGGUGCCUUUUGGGGUGAUUUCUCCACGAAAUGGCCCUCCCUUUCUUCCUUUAUUUUCUUUUUUAAAUCGCACACCCCAUGUUAAAAUAAUAACUUAAAAUAACAGUGCUCGGCGGUCCGAAGCCACCUUAGGGGUCCCCUUCCAAAAAAACCCAGGCCAAAGCUCCCAUAACGAGGAUUUAAAAGAAAAUACACAAUUUAAAAGAAAAAAAAAAA